Phytophthora infestans T30-4 is the source of this 306-nucleotide messenger RNA. RefSeq lists its product as uncharacterized. Bases 1 to 306 code for a protein of 101 amino acids. Lineage: Eukaryota; Oomycota; Peronosporomycetes; Peronosporales; Peronosporaceae. The record is from RefSeq and is a predicted model, not a curated record. The transcript is spliced from 2 exons.
AUGGAACGCGUGGCCGCUCAGGCCAGCGAUGCGGCCCGACUCCAGGGUGAAAACAAGCUGCUGAAGCGCGCCGUGGCCAUCCAGAAUCAGCAGAAAGAGGAGGUUCAGAACGAGAACAACGCAUUGAAACAGCUGGCCACGCAGGCCGCCGAGCACAUGAAGCGUCUAGAGCAAGCCAACUACACGCUGAGGGUUCAUCUGCAGACCAGCACCAACGCCGGUCUCGGCCACCACCUGAUGUGUACUAGGCCAUCGAUGGCCACACAUGACCAGGCCUUGACCUUCACUGGCCAAGGCAUUCUAUAG